This is a messenger RNA of Apiotrichum porosum, 351 nucleotides long. RefSeq lists its product as uncharacterized. Lineage: Eukaryota; Fungi; Basidiomycota; Tremellomycetes; Trichosporonales; Trichosporonaceae. The coding region runs from base 1 to 351 and encodes 116 amino acids. The transcript has a single exon. The record is from RefSeq and is a predicted model, not a curated record.
AUGCCCAGUCCCGCCGACCUCGUUGGCAGGCCGUUCAGGUCAGAGGACUGGACUGUCAUGGACAUCAAGAACCUUGAACGCAUGCGCAUCGGGCGUGCUGCCAAGGAUGUCCAGGAAGUUGGUGUCAUUCUGAGGCCAUCUGGACAGUCUCGACUCCUUACCAAGCUCCGCAACACCGUGGGAACGCAGACGCUAGUGGCCGAUGCCACUGGCCACACUCAGGCGGCAGACCAUGUCGACACUGCUGCUCUGCAAGAUGAAGUCAAGCGGCUUCGCGUGGCUCUUGACAAGGCUGUCAAGAUCAACGAGAAGAUGUGGAACGGUGUUGUGGACCUGAAGCUCGCCGCAUAG